GGAAACCCCUUUAGCCGGACCUAAAAUAUUUUCAACACAUCGCGAGCCUUACCGACGAGGGCAGAGAGCCCGCGCUCCACCGACCCGAGCUCCUUUCUCUCUCGCUCCGACCUCCUACUCCGGUGACCGGUUCCGGCGGCUCCCAUCCGGCCUCAAGCGGCGAGGGAAACAAAGGAGAUGGUGAAAUCAGGUGCUGCAGCCAAAGUUGUAUACGAUCCUUCAAAUUCCUACCGUAGUAAAUCUCAUUCUAGAGCAUCUUCCGGUGAAUGGCACAACUUCAUGUCAUCCAACAUUGGAGAUAUGUAUCAGAAGCCGGUGUCUAGAGAAUCUUCUAGUUAUCUGGACAGUGAGAAUGAGGAAAUGGACAUGUCAAGAAUAUUGAAGGAUAUAGAAUACUUGGGUGCCUCUAAUAUGUCCUGGAAGGAGAGGAAAAAGUUGCAGAACCAGAAUGUUGUUGCUUUGGGUGGAAAGCCUCCUAAGAAGCAUAGAACACCGCUUAGUGUGGCAAAACCAGCUAUAAAAAAUCAAAAGCGAAGAGAACAAAAGAAAAUAGAAGAGGGGUUGGUUCUUGGUCGAUUUGUUAAGAAUGCUGCAAAAAGCAAUAAUAAACCACAGAAGCUAAAACCUGAAGACAGAGUGUUGAAGGCAAGUGAAGGUUAUUUCAGGAAAGGUGUGCUUAAUGUGAAUCAUCUGUUGGCACCAACUCCACCGAAAGGUGAUGGAUCACAUAUCAAGGUUGGUAAAGGAAAGAAGAAAGGGAAAGGGAAGAAAAAGGGUAAGGGAAAUAGGAGAAGGGGGCAUUAAGUGCUCCACCUUUUUUUUUUUUCAGUUGCCUUUCUUUGGACUGCUUUAUAUGAAAUUUUGGUAUGUAUUGACACUUAUUGCCGAGGAACAUCUCACACAACUUUAAGUUUUCCUCUUUUAAUGCUUUUUGAGUAAAAAAGGGAAGUAUUCUUUGGAAUUAAAGUUACAUGAGAUGAUAUUAGUCCAAGAAUCGAUCUCAAAAGUUUCACGUCAUUGUCAUGGCACUUGCUGCAGAGUAUGUAAUAGAGAUAAAUAUAUAAAUACAUCAUUUCAUCUAGGUUCUUUUGGUUGC
Molecule: messenger RNA, 1096 nt
Organism: Phoenix dactylifera (date palm)
Lineage: Eukaryota; Viridiplantae; Streptophyta; Magnoliopsida; Arecales; Arecaceae
Product: axoneme-associated protein MST101(2) protein
Biological process (GO): maturation of SSU-rRNA from tricistronic rRNA transcript (SSU-rRNA, 5.8S rRNA, LSU-rRNA)
Cellular component (GO): nucleolus
Source: RefSeq, a predicted model, not a curated record